This is a messenger RNA of Peronospora matthiolae, 1230 nucleotides long. Lineage: Eukaryota; Oomycota; Peronosporomycetes; Peronosporales; Peronosporaceae. The record is from the annotation of a GenBank genome assembly.
AUGAGCGCUUACUGGCACGAAGGGACGACCGACCCGCUCGAGCAUUUCCACCCAUCGAUCAGCGCUGGACCUUUGGACGCUUCCGACCUCGAUGACGUCGACUUUUCGUCGGAGUUUGACGUCGUAGAGCGCGUCACGGACGCUGACAUUUACGAACCUGAACCCUCUCCGUUCUUUACAGUCUACAGUCCUCCUGCCGCCUCCUCUUCAGCUCCUGCUCCAUCCAAGGUACCGGAAUCUCGCUCGAUAUCGCAACGGAUGCUGCACUUGUUGCAGCGACAUCGUGGAAAAAAGAGCCGCGCAGCUGCUGCUUCGCUCUCGCCAUUGCCAUUGGGAGCUUUGGAGCGGAGCGUCGAGGACUCGAUAUUGGACUCACGGUGCUCUCCCGUGAACAACAAGAUGCCACGGUCGAGCACGGACAGAGUGGCGGAAGCUGAUCUGCUGUCUUCCCGCUCGGGGACCUCGUGCACGGACCGACUGGAAGCGAGGAUUUCCCAGAGUUUUCUCAUCAGACGCGAGAGCCAGUUUAAACUUUUGGACAUGGAAGACAGUCAGGACGUGUCGCUGCUGUACUCGGGAAGGAGGACGUAUCCGGCUGAAUCCGUGACGCAAUUGGAUCACGCAAGACGGUCUAAUCCUGACUGGAGUUCCCAUCCGGUUUCGUCUCCGGAGACCAAAAUGAUGAAAGUGCUGGAAAAAGAACGCGCUUCGAGGAUGUUUAGUGCUCCUUCACAGUCGAAUCCGACGCUUUCUACACGUGCUAAGAAAGACAAUGGCGUUAGAUUUCACUUUCGAAGGGGAGCUCCAGUGGAUAAGAACGACAUGUUGGACGGCCGAAUGGGGACCUUGGUUCUUAACGGCGAUCGAGUACACGCUGAGGUUGAGACAGCGUUGGUGAAAGCGCAAUCAGUGAAGCGUGUGACGGACGUGGAGUACACGACGCUAGCUUCGCAACUUGCAGACAUUGAGUCAUUCGUAGAUGGCAUGGAGAGGUGCAUCGGGACACCGUCGUUUUUGGCGCUCUCUGCAAAUGUGCUGAACGAGAUGAAACUGCUUAUGGAGACGACCCAGCAGAUUCGUGCAAGCGGAACGACGCUGAUUUUGGCACACGUGGGCAACCACCAGAACGUGGACUUUGCGCAGGCUCUUCGACGCCUGGUAGCGAGAGCAGCGUCGGUUCAGAAGCGCAUUAGUAUGCUCCUGGAUGCUAGUUAUGGCGUCAAGCGCUAG